This is a messenger RNA of Oryza brachyantha (malo sina), 2173 nucleotides long. RefSeq names its product shaggy-related protein kinase alpha-like. The record is from RefSeq and is a predicted model, not a curated record. The transcript is spliced from 13 exons. Bases 282 to 1691 code for a protein of 469 amino acids. Gene Ontology annotation, biological process: protein phosphorylation; signal transduction. NCBI's taxonomy places the organism in Eukaryota, Viridiplantae, Streptophyta, Magnoliopsida, Poales, Poaceae. Gene Ontology annotation, cellular component: cytoplasm. Gene Ontology annotation, molecular function: protein serine/threonine kinase activity; ATP binding.
CCACCACCCCUCCAUUUCUGUCUCUCUCCCCGGAAAAAAUUCCCUCGCCUCCUCCCCCGCGGCGACGACGACGCCGCCCCGAAGCUUCCAGAAGCUUCCAGGCUCGGGCCGCGUCCUCCCCUCCCAGAUCGCCCGCCUUCGCGGGUGGGGAUGCGGCGUGCCCUCCGGUAGGAGCGGAGCUGCGGCGGCGGCGGCGGAGGAGGAGGAGGGUGGUGGGAGCGGGGCGGGGCGGGCUAGGGUUAGGGAUCGUGGGGGAGGCUGCCGUGGUGGGGGGGAGGAGGAUGCAUAUGAUGCGGCGGCUCAAGAGCAUCGCCUCCGGCCGCUCCUCCGUCUCCGAUCCGGGUGGUGACUCUGGCACCAAAAGACCAAAAUUUGAUCAGGAUGGAGCAGGAGAUAUUGUCAUUGAGCCGCAUCUAACUGAUGACAAACCUAUGCGUGUAGACCAAGAACCAUCUUCAUCUCAUAGAGAUGCGGAGGCAAGCACAUCUACUAGUAAGAAUCCCGGUAGAACAGAAGAGGCAGGUGCCAAUAUUCUUCCAAAAGAAAUGAAUGAUAUGACAAUAAGUGAUGAUAAAGUCGAUGGCCGUAACGAUAAGGAAUCUGAAGGUAUUAUUGUUAAUGGAACUGGAGCAGAAACAGGUCAGAUUAUUGUGACAACAAUAGGAGGUCAAAAUGGGAAGCCAAAGCAGAAGGUAUCGUACAUGGCAGAACGUGUAGUUGGUACUGGCUCAUUUGGUGUAGUUUUUCAGGCCAAGUGCUUGGAAUCUGGAGAGACUGUUGCUAUUAAGAAGGUUCUGCAAGAUAAAAGAUAUAAGAAUAGAGAGCUUCAAACAAUGCAAUUGCUUGACCAUCCUAAUGUAGUCCAGCUAAAGCAUCACUUCUUUUCGACAACUGAGAGAGGCGAAGUUUACCUCAAUCUUGUUCUUGAAUAUGUCUCAGAGACAGUUUAUCGUGUUGCUAAAUACCACAAUCGUAUGAACCAGCGUGUGCCCAUAUUGCAUGUUAAGCUGUAUGCAUAUCAGAUGUGCCGUUCCCUUGCAUAUAUCCAUCGUGUUGUUGGUGUAUGCCAUCGAGAUAUUAAACCUCAAAAUCUACUGGUCAAUCCUCAUACUCAUGAACUGAAGCUUUGUGAUUUUGGGAGUGCUAAGAAAUUGGUUCCCGGUGAACCUAACAUAUCAUACAUUUGCUCGCGGUAUUAUAGGGCUCCUGAACUAAUAUUUGGAGCUACAGAGUAUACCACAGCAAUUGAUAUCUGGUCUGUUGGUUGUGUACUAGCUGAGCUUCUGAUUGGUCAGCCUCUGUUCCCUGGAGAAAGUGGUGUUGAUCAACUGGUGGAAAUAAUAAAGAUUUUGGGUACACCAACUAGAGAAGAAAUCAGGUGCAUGAAUCCAAACUAUUCCGAAUUCAAAUUCCCUCAGAUAAAAGCUCAUCCAUGGCACAAGCUUUUUGGUAAGCGCAUGCCACCUGAAGCUGUUGAUCUUGUGUCAAGGUUGCUGCAGUACUCACCAAAUUUGCGCUGCACAGCUGUUGACGCUUGUGCACACCCAUUCUUUGAUGAGCUGCGGGACCCCAAGACCUACUUGUCAAAUGGUCGACCGUUACCUCCCUUGUUCGACUUCUCAGCGGCUGAAUUAGAAGGCCUUCCUGUUGAGCUAGUCCACCGGAUCAUUCCUGAACAUAUGAGGAAGUGAAAUGGCGUGGCAGGAAAACACAAAUUCCGUUGUUAGUACAUACAGCGGAUAGGUGCAAUUGAUAUGCUUGAUGCAAACAUCCAUAGCUUAUGGAUGGAUCCGGAGUAGACUAGAUUCACUGCCUUGCUAGAUGCGAAAGAAGGAUGCUGUAGAAGUUCCUUGUGAGCGCUUCACAUAAAGAGCGAGGGAGUAAUGCAGUCUGCUACUCUGAUGCAAUUCCAAGAGGUAAUGAUCAUCUGAGAUCGGCACGGCAACUCACACAUCUUCGUCAUGUGCCACCAGAGACGUUUAUGUACUAGGCUAUUGUAUUAUCAGGUACAUGCAGAGUUUGCAGUUGUUUGUAGACACUUGUUUCCCUGAACAAGCGAUGAGAGAAUGCAGAUUCCAAAAAUGCUUGCUUUGCUAUCAUGAAAGCCUUACCGGAAUAUGUCAAUUUUGAUUAGUGCACGCCUUUGCGUUAUGUUCAGAAGUCUCAUGUUCUC